Megalops cyprinoides (Indo-Pacific tarpon) is the source of this 1205-nucleotide messenger RNA. RefSeq names its product solute carrier family 25 member 44-like. Gene Ontology annotation, biological process: branched-chain amino acid catabolic process. Gene Ontology annotation, molecular function: branched-chain amino acid transmembrane transporter activity. The transcript is spliced from 4 exons. Bases 192 to 1142 code for a protein of 316 amino acids. Lineage: Eukaryota; Metazoa; Chordata; Actinopteri; Elopiformes; Megalopidae. The record is from RefSeq and is a predicted model, not a curated record. Gene Ontology annotation, cellular component: mitochondrion.
CGUUGCAGCACAUUGGUGGGAGAAUGGCAUGGCAAUAUCAGAAAUAUCUCUGAGUAGUAUUUUAAAACUUGUGCUGUUUUACAUUUCUCGCUUUUAAUCUUUAUCAAUAAAAUGAACAUGAGGUUUUAGGAAAGGCGUGUAGCUAAUACGGUCUGAGGUCAGUCUGAUGUUGGACAGGUAUACGGGGCAGGAUGCAGGAGAAGCGAAACAUUCGCAUCAUCGAGUGGGAGGACCUGGACAAGAGGAAGUUCUACUCCUUCGGCGUGUUCAUGACCAUGACGAUCCGGGCGUCCCUGUACCCCGCCACGCUGAUCCGCACACGGCUGCAGGUGCAGAGGGGCAAGUCGCUCUACAACGGGACGUUUGAUGCCUUCUUCAAGAUCCUGCGGGCCGAGGGCGUGCGCGGCCUGUACCGCGGCUUCAUGGUCAACACCUUCACUCUGAUCUCAGGUCAGGCCUACAUCACCACCUAUGAGCUCGUCAGGAAAUACGUGUCCAAUUACUCCUCGAGCAACACACUGAAGUCGCUGGUGGCCGGCGGGUCGGCGUCGCUGGUGGCGCAGAGCAUCACAGUGCCCAUCGAUGUGGUGGCACAGCAGCUGAUGAUGCAGGGCCAGGGCCAGCACCUGACCCGCUUUAAAGUCAAGCCCAGGAUGGUGGUGGCAGCCAAGCAGCAUGUGACUUUUGGGCAAACCAGGGAUAUAAUCGUUCAGAUAUUUGCAGCAGAUGGUUUCCGUGGAUUUUACAGAGGGUACAUGGCCUCUCUGCUGACCUACAUCCCCAACAGUGCUGUCUGGUGGCCUUUUUAUCACUUCUAUGCAGAGCAGCUCUCUAAACUGGCUCCCAGUGAGUGCCCUCACCUCAUCUUGCAGGGUGUGGCCGGCCCACUGGCAGCUGCCACUGCCUCCACCCUCACCAACCCCAUGGAUGUAGUCAGAGCCAGAGUGCAGGUGGAGGGCAGGACCUCGAUAAUAGAGACCUUCAAGCAACUCCUGGUGGAGGAAGGCAUCUGGGGGAUGACCAAGGGGCUGUCUGCUCGCAUCAUUUCCUCCACCCCCACUGCUGUGGUCAUGGUGAUGGGUUAUGAGACACUGAAGAAGCUAAGCCUGCGGCCGGAGCUGGUGGACUCUAGGCACUGGUAGAAGAGGUGGGGACAGCUGGUGCCCUGCCCCCCACAGUGACCUCACAUCAUUUCUGUUUUGUUU